Messenger RNA from Notothenia coriiceps (black rockcod), 2219 nucleotides. It is a transcript of the gene tp53rk, whose product is annotated as TP53 regulating kinase. Bases 46 to 753 code for a protein of 235 amino acids. Lineage: Eukaryota; Metazoa; Chordata; Actinopteri; Perciformes; Nototheniidae. Gene Ontology annotation, biological process: protein phosphorylation. The transcript has 4 exons. Gene Ontology annotation, molecular function: ATP binding; protein serine/threonine kinase activity. Gene Ontology annotation, cellular component: cytosol; EKC/KEOPS complex; nucleus. The record is from RefSeq and is a predicted model, not a curated record.
AGCAGACAGACAGAGCGUAGAAGAAGAAGAAAACCGGAAGUAAACAUGGCCAAGGAGAAGAGCAUGGCGGCGAUCCCAGAGUUCCUCAGUAAAGCAGAGUUACUUAAACAGGGAGCAGAAGCCAGAGUGUACCGGGCAAGGUUCCUGGGAAGGCCGACUAUUGUUAAGGAAAGGUUCCGGAAACAGUACAGACACCCGCUGCUGGACGAGAAGCUGACCCACCGCAGGACGGUGCAGGAGGUCCGCUCCGUGCUGCGGUGCCGCCGAGCAGGAAUAUCUGUCCCGGUAGUCUAUUUUGUGGACUACACAUCCCACAGUAUUUUCUUGGAGGAGAUUGUGGGCUCCUCGACUGUGCGGGACCACAUCGCCUCCUCCCCCCCGUCUGCUCGCUGUGAGGGUCUGGAGCCGCUUGCUGAGAGAGUGGGGCAGGUCCUGGCCAGAAUGCACGAUGAGGACGUCAUCCACGGAGACCUGACCACCUCCAACAUGCUGCUGAGAUGCGGUCCGGAGGACGGGGUGUCGGAGCUGUUCCUCAUCGACUUCGGCCUGAGCUACAUCUCCGCUCUGCCCGAGGAUAAGGGGGUGGACCUGUACGUGCUGGAGAAAGCCUUUCUCAGUACCCACCCCCACACAGAGGCGCUGUUCCAGAGGCUGCUGAAGAGCUACGCAGCGGCAUCCAAGAAGUCCUCAGCGGUCAUUAAAAAGCUUGAGGAAGUCCGGUUGAGAGGGAGGAAGAGGUCCAUGGUGGGGUGAAGAUCCGUUCUGUGUUCAGGGCCUCUGGAGAUCAUGUUUAUACAAAUCAGUUAUAGUUACAAAGCUUUCAUUGUGCAAAAAAUAUCCAACAUAAAAUAAAAAAAUGUUGUGAAUAAAUUGUUUUUUUCUUCUCAUGGGAGGCAGAUAUAAUAGAAAUAUGGAGUUCGAAAAAGCAUGUUGUUUUGCACCUGUGAAAUGUUACAUACUGAGUGAGAUUUAGCAUGAUUCAUCAGCACCUUCAUCCAUAUUUACUGAUACUUUCACAUUUAGUACUAAUGCUACACAGACCUCAGAGGCUGUUGCUUACAAUAAAGUAAGCAUUCAGGAAUGUAAUGCUUAUCAGUUCAAAAUAUGUUAUGAUGACAUUAUUUACCUGACUUCAAAUCCUUUCUUCUUUUGAACUGGUCAUAGGUAGGCUUUAUGUGGAUCCUAGUUGUAGUUACCUAGCUAUCUUUCCCCCUGAAAUCACUGAAUCAGUGCUGUUACUGAGAUAUGUUCCUUUUUAAACACUUAAUCAUACCAGGAAUGAUAUGCAGCUCAUUAUGCAUUUAUUUUGCACACAGAUAACAGAUCUUUGGAUUUUGGACAUAUGCAUUUUGAAAGUUUAGAUAUGUUUUGCUGAAAUAUUCCCACUAGAAUAAGAAGACCAGGGACCUCUAUCAUUAUUGAAUGAUAACGGCUCUAACAAAAGAAAGAAGAGAGAGAGCAGAGGAGUCCUACUGGGAGAAGAAUGAAAGUAUGAGUCUGGGCACCAUGAGGAGGAGGUGUCAGCCCCAGGUCAGAGUCCAGGAGGAGGUGCAUUAGAACAGCACUCCAUGAUUCAUACCUCCUGAAAAACCAGGCUCCUCAUCUGACACCACCCGGCAGCUCAGUGUGUUGGUGGGGGCAGAUGUGACUCUGGGCUGCCUGUUUGGUAAGCUGUCCAGGCUGGUGGAGUGGAGCACUCUCACCAUUGAGUGGAACGUGGUGGAUACACAUGCAGAGAAGAGCGUAGUGUACACCUUUGAGGAUGGAAGAGCGCAUGUGAACAGAGAGGGCUCUGAGGUGGACAGAAUGCAGCUGCUACAGAGUGAUGCUUCUCUGCAGCUCCACAAUGUGACUGUGGGAGAUGAAGGGCUGUACUCCUGCAGAAUCAUCACCCCUGUGGUCUACACAGAGACCACCUCACUGGAAGUGCUGGGGCUGGUGUGUGACAGGGAGUUGGCUGGCUCCUCCCAGCAGCAGAUGAGGCACACCUUUCACUCACCUCUUCAACCUGUUGACAUAAAAGCCCGGUCCUCAUGCCACUUCCCUGCCAGAUCAUUCCGUUGUGUUCGACCCUCCUGUGUGUCUCGCCAUUCUCCUCGUCCCUGUGAUCUCGUCACCUGGAUUUUUGUCUCCUGUCCUCUCUGUCUCCAUGCCAGCCAGCUUCCUGCCUCCACUGCCGUUACCUGUGCCUUUGCUUAAAAUAAACGUUUUGUUUUUGA